AUGAAUUGUAAGAUUGGAUUCAUGAGCUGUGUGGUGAUUACUUCAAUAGUCAUCCUAUUUCUUUUGGUUUCAGGAAAAGUUGAAGCUCAACCCCAAAAGUGCAUUGGAUCAUGUACAAGCAGUUCUGCCUGUGGAAACUCUCGCAUCAAGAUGGGAUACAAAAUUGGAGAAUGCGUUGGCUGGAAAAAACCUGAUAAUUGUUGUUGCAUGUUUCGUAUGUACUAGAUGCAUUU
This is a messenger RNA of Camelina sativa (false flax), 233 nucleotides long. The record is from RefSeq and is a predicted model, not a curated record. NCBI's taxonomy places the organism in Eukaryota, Viridiplantae, Streptophyta, Magnoliopsida, Brassicales, Brassicaceae.